This is a messenger RNA of Umbelopsis ramanniana AG, 584 nucleotides long. RefSeq lists its product as uncharacterized. The coding region runs from base 145 to 570 and encodes 141 amino acids. The transcript has 2 exons. The record is from RefSeq and is a predicted model, not a curated record. NCBI's taxonomy places the organism in Eukaryota, Fungi, Mucoromycota, Umbelopsidomycetes, Umbelopsidales, Umbelopsidaceae.
CUCGUCCCCUCGAUCCUCAGCUUCUGUCUAUAAUACGGCCCUUCAACCGGUCCGUCGGCUUGCAUCUCCGCUUGAAGCGGAUGAUAAAUAUCGACCACCAAUAGAUUCAGAUAAUUCAGGACCUUGGCGACAGCCAGAGAAAUUAUGAGCACCAUCAACGACAUCACCGAGAACCAGAGCACCAAAGAAGAGAAUGGUAUGGUCGCAGAGACGAUCCAGCUCAUGAAAAUAGCAACAACGACCAGCAGAGGAAGAAUUGGGGCUCAUCUUGGUCGCAACAUGGGGAGAAUGGCUCGAGACCAACCGAAUGGUUAUCUCAAAGAAGGGAAGUCUCACCAAAACCAUCUUCAGCUAGACAAACGUCGCCUUUACCUUCCUUCGCGCAUGUCUAUCGCCAUGAUACCUCGCAAAAUGACCAUGAUAAGGCCCCAUCGCAUUGGGAAUAUCGAUCUCAAACCCGUAUCUAAUAUUGGGCUACCCCAGCUUAUUUUUAAUGCUUGCAUUAUUUCAUUCUUGUAUUUGUUUGAUUUUCUCUUUCGCCAUUUGUCCACUAGCAAAGUCAUAUGGUGACCCCACCUUUAACU